Lecanosticta acicola is the source of this 1821-nucleotide messenger RNA. NCBI's taxonomy places the organism in Eukaryota, Fungi, Ascomycota, Dothideomycetes, Mycosphaerellales, Mycosphaerellaceae. The record is from the annotation of a GenBank genome assembly.
AUGUCCGAAUACAAGGACAGUGUCUCUCAUGAGAAGGAGAUCACCACCUCGUCCGAUGGCAGCAUCAAGCCGUCGCACGAUACGGCGACGCUGGUCAAUGUCGCCGAUCCGGAUGAUGGCAAGUCAGAGGGAGAGCGGAGGGAACUCGUGAGUCAACGACAGCAAUCGAGAAUGCCAAGAAUGCUACUCAUAGCGAUGUUCAGGACAUCAAGCUCGUCAAGAAGAUGGACUCCUAUCUUGUCCCAUGGCUCUGUCUGACCUACCUCGCCUGCUUCCUCGACAGGACGAACAUCGGUGCGUGAUCUGAAUGAAAAACAAACAGACGAGGCCUAACCCGCGAGCAGGCAACGCACGAUUGGCCGGCAUGGAGAAGGAUCUCGACAUCUCGGGACCACAAUACAACUUCUCCCUGACAAUCUUCUUCAUCUCCUACGCUGGCUUCGAGCCCUUCACCAACUUGAUCCUCAAGCGAGUCACACCGCGGGUCUUCUUCACCGUCAGCGUCUGCGUCUGGGGACUUUGCAUGAUGUGCACGGGCUUGGUCUCGAGCUACUCGGGGCUUCUGGUGGCUCGAUUCUUCCUGGGAAUGUGCGAAGCGGGCCUCUUCCCGGGCGUGCAGUACUACCUCUCGAUGUGGUACAAGCGUUCUGAAGUCGGCCUGCGACUUGCUCUCUUCUUCGCCAUGGCCGCGUUGGCGGGCUCUUUCGGCGGUCUCCUAGCGGCAGCAAUUGCACACAUGGAUGGGGUUGGAGGCAAAUCCGGCUGGGCGUGGUGAGUGAUUUGACGCCCACAAUGAACAGGAAAUGGGCGUGUUGACACAUCCCAGGAUCUUCAUCCUCGAAGGCUCCGGCACCAUGGUCGUCGGCGCUUUCUCUUGGUUUAUGAUUUUCGACUGGCCGGACACCGCACGCUUCCUCGCGCCGGACGAGCGUCUACGCGUGCGCCAUCGUCUUGCCAAGGGCAAUCUCUCAAACCGUGGCUCUGACUAUGACAAGCGACAUGUCACGGAGGCACUCAAGGAUUGGAAGACGUGGGUGUUCGGCGUCAUGGACAUGGGCAACUUCAUGGUCCUAUACGCUUUCAGUCUCUUCCUUCCCACCAUUCUCGAGGGCAUGGGUAAGUGUAGACGGUGUCCACACAUACCGAUAAGCAAGGCUAAAUGACCCUCUUCCCAGGCUACGAAGGCACCCACGCCCAGCUCCUCUCGGUCCCACCAUACGCCGUCGCAGCCCUCAACACCAUCUUCAUCGGCUGGCUCGCUGACCGAACCCGUCAACGGGGCAUCUGCAACAUGUGCCUGACCAGCAUCACCGUCGUCGGCUUCAUCAUGCUCAUCGCUACGGACAACCCUCACAUCCAAUACGCCGGUACCUUCCUCGGCGCUUUCGGCCUGUACCCGACCAUCCCCAACAACAUCUCCUGGGCCGCCAACAACGUCGAAGGCGGCUACAAGCGCGGCGUCGUCCUCGGCAUCAUGGUCGGCCUGGGCAACGUCAACGGUAUCGUCUCGUCGAACAUCUACAUGAAGAAGGAAAAACCGCACUACCGGACCGGCCAUGCAGUUGUCUUGGGAUACCUGAUCAUCCUCCAUUUCGGUGCCACGGCUCUCAUGCGGACGAAGUACGUUGACCCCUUUCUUCCUUCUCACAUGUCUAAUAACAUGCAAGACCGUUUUGACUAAAAAGAACGUUUUCUCUUAGACUUGCCCUGGAGAACAAACGGCGCAGGCAAGGCCUUCGUGACCACAUCCUCGACGGGCUCACCGAGGACGAAAUCGUCGUCAUGGGCGACAAGCGUCCCGACUUCAUGUAUACGCUGUGA